UCAAAUUUCAUGCAACGAGAGUGAAAGUAGAAAAGAUAUUUUGGUCUUCACAAUUACUUUUUUUUAUUCAUAAAAAAGGCACGUGAAAGUAGGAAAGACAUUUUGGUCUUCACAAUUACUUUUUUUAUUCAUAAAAAAGGCACGUAAUGGGAUUCGAACCAUAACCACUUUAAAGAAAAUCAAUGAUCAUAACCAAUCACACUAAUGAGAUUUGGAUGUUGUAUUUUGUCUCCAAAUACAAACCAUCAUAUUUUUUGUCCAAAGCCAUUGUUUGUUAAGGUAGGCAAAUCCGUGGGGCCCACGGAUUUGGACACUUUUUUUAGUUCCAAAUUCGUGGACCCCACGUAUUUGUAAAUACCACAUUUCAUUUGGUAUUUGCAAAUACCACAUUAUGGAAGGCAAAUUUUUGAGAACCAAAUACCAAAUGACUAAAUCCAUGAUAAAAAUUCAACUAAACAAACAAUGUUAUCUUUCAAAUACAAAAUGAAACAAAUCCAUCAUAAAUCCAAAGUUUUUCAAAACUCAAAACCUUCAUUUUCAAAUCCAACAAGCAAAACCGUACCAUACCGGCGGUUCGAUCAGAAAAAUCUUAUACCGAUAGUAAAACCGAUAAGCGAUAUUUAAGGAUAUGAAAUGGUUGAACCACGAUUAAAUCACGAUUUCAACAGAAAAUGCUAUAUACUAGUUAGAAUGUGAAAGGACAAAAAUUGAGGGGAAGAUUUCUCGCCACUAGGAAUGGCAAUGGGGCAGGUCCGGGGAGGGUUUCUCGAUACCCAUACCCGCCCCAUAGCAGGUCGUGUCUCAGUGCACUGAUACGAAGCCCGCCAUGGGCAUCUCCGAGCCGAUUCAAUUACCACUAAGUCCGCCUUCAACGGACCUCCUCGAAGUUGCAAGAAGACGGACCGUUUCGCGAUCAGCUCCGCUCCACAAGCAAAAACCCAUCGUGCCCUCAAGCUCCACAAGCAAGAAUGCUGACUGGUACUCAGAAGGCGGACGUUAUGCAUCCUUUUCGUAGUGCCCACUAUACCCAUUGAAGUAGAAACCUGAUUCUACUUCCCAGUAGGUGCAACGUUGAUAUUACUAGGCUCUCUCCUUCAUCGCUCAGCUAGACCGGUGGGAGGACAAGAAACAUAAAAAUAAAGGGAACGCUUCCCACAACCGGCAUUCUGGCUUCCAUAUUGAGGGAACCAGCUAGCACACUACAAGACGGCGUGGCGAGCCAAAACGCGAGUCCAAAACUCUGCCGCCUCCAGGCGAUGUCCCCUCUCGUCAAUGCUUCCCGCUCCCAAGCUGUACACUUCUCUCGAAAUGAUUCCCGCUUCCUGACGUGGAAUGUUCCCGCCUAUGAGCAACGCUCCCGCUCGAGAAAUGCUUUCCGCUUCUUUGCGAUGCUCCCUCAGUGGAACGAAUCACCCCUUCUGCCUCCAGGCCAAGCUAAAAACUCACACUCAGCUUCUAGCCUCCGAGAGAAGCUACGAAGUAAAAGCGCUUUCCCGAAAGCCAGAAUACCAAAACGCUUCCUAACGAGCCAAAGAAUAAAGCGCUUCUCAAAGAAGCCGAAAGACUAAGGAAAAGGAGAGUCCUAACAGGCUCAAGGGCACCACGGAUCAAACUUGUUUCACUCCUGUUAAGUCCAACGCAAUCCCAACCCAGGGCAUCACUCAACGCAACCCACUUUGCCACCUCGACCGAUCGGAAGAUCCGCUUUUAACAGAAUCGCUCGUCGUACACACAACCUCCAAAGUAGGGUCGGACAUGGUAAAAUCCCGCUUAACGGCCCACAAAGUAAAUCACCCAACCGCGCAUCCUGCCCAGCAUCAUGCAUCGGCUGGUGGCAAAGCGCCUCCCAAUAAAGAAGCGCCUCUUAGCAGGCUUGAAUGUGGUGAGUCUUCCACAGGAUGAAAGACUAACACACUCCUCCUAAAAGAGCUUCCUAAGAAGCCGAAAGACUAAAGCGCUUCUCAGAAAGAAGAAGGACCAAAAUUCCCAAAGAGCUAGAAGGAAGAACCCCCCAAGCAGGCAGGAACACCGAACACCUCCUGACAGGGACAACUUUGGCAAGAACGAGAAACUCGAUCACGCCGUUAGUAAGACACAAGAGCGUUUAAAGCUAAAUCUCUUUCCCCGCUUUGCCACAAACCCUAGUCUCUGUCCAAAUUCAAAGACCGCCUUAGCUGGCCUGGCCUCCUGGACAAUCAUCGUGAGAUGGCUUCAAUAAGGCCGCCUCACAAGACACUCCCAUGUGCAAUUAUCGUCUCGACACACUGCAUCUGACCCAUAACCGCCUCUGACGGUCAGCGAAAGCAGUUAGCUCGCUUCACACCCAAACCGAUCCACCAACAGCGGUCCGCUUCACACAUCCGGAAUACUCACCCCUACAUUGAACCGCGGCUUCAGCAAUUCACAUCCCGCGUCCCACGAAAGAUCCAGACCGCCCAUCAGUAGGCUACAAGACCGCUUUAUGCGACUACAUCCCUUAUCCUUCGCACGUGGGCCGCAUCCUAGUCCGCAAAUAGGCUGACUCGCACAUCAGUUCUCAAAACUCGUCAUCAGGCAAAGCAUCAAGGCCCGCUCCGCAAUCAAUUUCUUAAAACAGUCCUGCUCCGACCGCCUCCAGACAACCGCUCCGCAACAAAGACUAUUUCCUAAUUCACGAGCCCAUGCCCAUUCUACCACGUUCUUCCUUCAACGCAUCGCCUCCCCAGCAAAGCGAAGACCACAGAUUCCAGUAACCGUCGUGCUAUGUCACCCCACACCGGUUUAGUGAUAGGACCUGAUCCCUCGAAGCCCAUACAACGAAAGUAGCAACACCAACUUUCCAUCAACUGACAGCACUCUGCCUCAUCACCAAUUAUCCAGUCCAGCUCACCCUCUACCUCUCAUAUAAGCACCGGCUACUCCUCAUUUACAGCUGAAGCGCAUCAGGUCUUCAAAGACCGUCCAAGAAGUUUGCACUCUCCAUACAAACCUUAGAUGUAUGCGAGGCCUGCCUCCCGACUCAUUUUGACGUCCAUACAAGCCGAAGAUGUAAUGCCUCUCGACAGAUAAGGAAGAAACGCCUCCCGGUAGGCUAAGGGCAAAAAGCCCCCAGUAAGCUAGAAGAAGACUCUCGGGAAGGGUGCAUAUCACACAAGUGCAUUUUCAAGAGAAAGCGCGACCCAAUAUUUGUGUCAGGAAUUGCAACCUGCUCCACAAACGCGGCUUCCCCCCGCCAAUGAAGCCCAUGUAGAAGU
Messenger RNA from Linum trigynum, 3233 nucleotides. Lineage: Eukaryota; Viridiplantae; Streptophyta; Magnoliopsida; Malpighiales; Linaceae. The record is from the annotation of a GenBank genome assembly.